GAUGCAGAUCAACCCGCGUGUGUGACAGGCAAAGCAAAGGCAAAGGAGCUGGUGGAGCUUCUGAAGAAAGAGAAGCUGUCUGAGAUCAAAUCCCGGCUGCUGCCACUUCAAGGAAAACUGUGGUACCAGUGGUGCCAAAGGGACAAAGAACUCACUCGCUUGCAGGAGAAGAGGAACAAGAGCAUUGAGCAUCAUCGCAGCCAAAUUGAAAAUGAGAAGAAAGCAAUAAGAGAAAAGCAACUGCAGCAGGCUUUCCCUCUCAAAACACUGAUGAAAUCAUUCCUUGGCUUUCUCCAGGCCCAGCCAACAGAUACCAAGAAAUACUUCCUGCAGUGGAUGAAGAUCUUUAUCGACGAGCUGUCCUGUGGUAGCCUUGAAGAACUGAGGAGAGACUAUCACGAGUUAUGGUCUGAAAUCCUCUCAAGAAAAAAAAGCGAGAAAAAACCCAGUGGCAAUGAUGCAUUGGUGAGUCGCUUGGAUGCCCUCUCUGAUGAAAUCAAUGAUUCAUCCAUUGGCCUGGAGCACCUUCUGAGAGAGGUAGGGCAAAUUUAUGAAGCUCUGGAAUUAAUAAGCUGUAAGAAAGACAAUUUUGUCAAACUGCCGGAAAUUGCAGCAGAGCUGAUGGAUUUAGGAUAUCCUGUGGAGCUGAUGGAUGGGGACGCUUCUUACCUGCCCUUGCGCUGGGUGGGAGCAAUCUUUGACAGCUUAAUUGAGAGGCUGGGGGACAAACGAGUGUUUGUGCUCUCCGUGCUCGGCAUCCAGAGCACAGGCAAGUCCACCCUGCUGAAUGCCAUGUUUGGUCUGCAGUUCAGCGUCAGCGCAGGGAGAUGCACCCGCGGAGCCUUCAUGCAGCUCAUCCCAGUGGGCGAGGAGCUGCAGCAAGACUUGGGCUUUGAUUUUGUGCUGGUGGUUGACACAGAGGGGCUUCGUGCCAUCGAGAUGGCCAACAAACAGUCCCUGAACCAUGACAACGAGCUGGCCACCUUUGUCAUUGGUGUUGGCAACGUGACUGUGAUCAAUAUCUUUGGAGAAAAUCCAUCCGAAAUGCAAGAUGUUCUCCAGAUCGCUGUGCAGGCUUUCCUGAGGAUGAAGAAAGUCAAUCUUUCCCCAAGCUGUGUCUUUGUCCACCAAAACGUGGGAGAAGCAACUGCCAAGGAGCAGAACAUGGAAGGACAAAGGCGCUUGCAGGAAAAGUUGGAUGAAAUGACCGUGGUAGCUGCUCAGCAGGAAUUCUGUGACGUCUCCUCCUUCAGCGAUGUCAUUGCCUUUGAUGUGAACACCCACAUUCACUACUUUGCUCACCUGUGGGAAGGAAACCCCCCAAUGGCACCACCCAACCCCACCUACAGCCAGAACGUCCAGCAACUCAAGAGCAAAAUCCUCCAGGCUGCCAAGAAUCAGUCUCAGUGCAGCAUUUUGAGGCUCUCAAGCCUGAAAGAUCGUAUUGGUGACCUCUGGAAUGCUUUGCUGAAUGAAAACUUUGUUUUCAGCUUCAAGAAUUCCCUGGAGAUCGCUGUGUACAGGAAACUGGAAAGUGCCUUUAGUCAGUGGACAUGGAGGCUGAGGAGUCACAUCUUAGAUGUACAAAUGAGACUGGACAACAAAAUUCGGAAUGGGGACAGGCAGAAUGUCACCAGAGAGCACCUUGAAGGGCUGGUGCGAGAGACAAGUGAUGCCAUUGAGAAAGAAGUGGAAAAGUAUUUCAGGGAAGACAAAGACCGUGAGACACUGAUCCAGUGGAAAUCAAGCACAGAGCUGAAGCUGAAAGAACUGAAAGAGACUCUUCUUCAUGAAACCAAAAAGAAAUGUGAGAAUCUUAUUGAGCUACAGAAGGAGCAGAGGAAACUGGAUGCAAGGAAGUUGCAAUAUGAAGAUGAGCUCCUGAGAAAGAGUCGGGAUCUGGCUGGGCGUCUGAAAGGGAAGAGCCUCAGUGAGGGAGAACUGAAGGACAACUUUACUGUUGUCUGGAAUAAGUGGAUUGCUGAAGUCUCCAGUGCUGCUCGUCCUCCAGAGCGGGUGGAUAUUGAUGCAGAAAUCGAAGAUGUCCUUGUGGAGCACUUUAAGGAGCCGGGUUUCCAUGCACGGAUCACAUCAUUUCCCAGAGGCAGAGGGUUUUCUUUUGAUCCAGAGAAGCACACCAUGAAGAAAAAGAGUGGACUUUUCCAAGGUGUCAUGCGCUUAUUCAAUACUGAUGAUAUCAACUUUCAUCACAUCACAGACAACAUCAUAGCGUGUGUGAUGGCAAACAUUGCUAAGAAGGAACAGGAGAAACAGGAUUACAGUAGAAAUUUUAUUCAUGAAAUACUCAAUGAAGUACAGAAAGGUGUGAACUCUGUCCCCAGCAGUGCAAAAUGUACAUUUAACAGAGAGUACAGCAUAGAUUUGUCUCUGUACCUGUGCAAAAUAGCAGCAGGAAGGUUUAAAGCCAUGCACGAAGCAUUCCGAAAGGCAAAUGACCCAGUCGCGUACCUGAGCAGCAAGAGAGAAGAUUUCUUCCUAUGUUUCCAGAUUUCCUGCCAAGGAGCCACUUCUGGCACAACUUUUGCUACUUUCCUUUGUGACAAGAUUGAACCAGCUCUUCUUCAGGCAGUCUUUAAGAGGACGGCUAAGGACAUCGCUGAGGACAUGCAGGGCCAAUUCCGAGAUUUCCAGGGCAGCAGAGCCAAUCUGGAAAUUUGCAUCCUGAGAUACCUGGCAGAACAGGAAAAUUUUGAGUAUUUCAAGCAGUACCUUAGGUCUCCAAAACAGUUUUGUCAGUGUUAUAUUGAAACACGAGUUAGGAAUUACUGUUUAGAUGGGAGUAGGAGGCUGAGGAUGUUUUUAGAUUGCUCCCUUAAUAAUCUCUAUCGAAACAUCCUGUCAGCUGCUUCUUUAUCGACCCAAAUUGUCAAAGACAGA
Messenger RNA from Pyrgilauda ruficollis (rufous-necked snowfinch), 2898 nucleotides. RefSeq names its product interferon-induced very large GTPase 1-like. The annotation marks the transcript as partial. Gene Ontology annotation, molecular function: GTP binding. Lineage: Eukaryota; Metazoa; Chordata; Aves; Passeriformes; Passeridae. The transcript has a single exon. The record is from RefSeq and is a predicted model, not a curated record.